This is a messenger RNA of Stylonychia lemnae, 447 nucleotides long. The record is from the annotation of a GenBank genome assembly. NCBI's taxonomy places the organism in Eukaryota, Ciliophora, Spirotrichea, Sporadotrichida, Oxytrichidae.
AUGAUUCAAAAAUAAAUUCAUUUGAAGGCCAUCAGAGCGAUGACCUCAAAUAUUUACCUUAGGCUACAAUUAUUCGGUACCAACUUUGAUCAAAAGGACAUCACUGGAGAAUAAAACCGUGAACCUUUUUAGAGGACUCAGUAGAAAAUUUAUUAACCAUACUCGGAACCAUCCUUCAAAGUUGGAAUGAGUGAUGCUAUUGAUCAAGCUCGUGAGCCAGUCCCAGGAACAAUUCCUGAUCCUUUGGGGCAGAAAAAGGAAAUCCCACCCUAAGUUCAAAACCCUGAAAAGGUAAGAUAGGGUCCGACCUAGGGUGUUUACGAUACUCCUGACAAAAGAGAACCUAAAAAACCAGUAAUUGAAGAGAAUCCAAAAAACAUACCAGGAGGAAGAGAUGUUCAAAGAAGUAAAGCUGCUACUGUUGAUUCCUGUGUAUUUAAUGAAUGA